This is a messenger RNA of Macrosiphum euphorbiae (potato aphid), 279 nucleotides long. NCBI's taxonomy places the organism in Eukaryota, Metazoa, Arthropoda, Insecta, Hemiptera, Aphididae. The record is from the annotation of a GenBank genome assembly.
AUGCUCAUUGAGCUUAUACUUAAAAAGUCCACCACUACAUCUGUUAAGCUGAGUGAGGAUCUACAAUCGACAUUAUUCGGUGCUAGCUAUGAUAUUGUUCCGACCCCUGGAAAUGACUCUGUUGGUAUUGUGAAUAUCCUUCAGUUCGUCGCUGCAGAAUUAAAGUCCAUCGCAAAAAGUAAUGUUAAAUUGCAUGACAAGUUGAACAAACUGAACUCAGGGAAAUCCCUCGCUGUUUCUUCUGGUAUUCAGAGAACUUUGAUUAGUUCUUCUAGUUAA